AUUGCUAGGAUAGUUUGUCUCCGUUGAUUCAUCUUUGAUAUCUUAGGCUAAAAACCCUAGAGACCAUGCUGAUUUACGCGCGCCAAUUUUUCAAAAUCAGACUAGUUUUCCACACGCUUUAUCUCUAAAACGAAAUCCGUGCCCAAUUUUUGUUUCGUAUCUGAAACCAGUGAUUCAUUAUCUGUCCGCGGCAGAAGUUUGAAGAAAAUAUAUCGAGUAGAACAUUUUCGCGCCAACGUCUUUAAUCUUUAUCUUGGUGAUGUAGGAACAUUUCGUGUAUGAGAGAACGUACUCAGUCAUAAUUUAGCGCUGCUUUGACCAAAAAUUCAGCAAUAAUGACGUCAAAGUGUCCCUUCGAGUCUUUUACAUGUUUAAUACGCCAUAGAUAUUUGAACCAAUGGAACCAUCUACUUACACAUCAAUGGCGCUCUACAACAUCGGGGCCAUAACCAUGGAAAGAUCCGCCAGUGUGGGAGUGAGUGAUGUUGAAAUAAGGGACGCAGAGUGUUUCCUGGAGAAGGCAGCACAACACUGGAGUCAUCAACGACUAAACACGACAGCCCGCAUGCUUCCUCGAAAAUAUAACAGAUUGAUCUCCCUUUAUCUCAAGUCCUCACCAAACGGCGCACCCGACCUGAACAUUGCGGUAUCCCAAGACAACCUAACCCGUGCUGGCGCCAUAAUCACUCAAUAUCAUAGCCUGUUAUCUCGCAGUUCGAAUUGGAUGAACAGUACUUUUUACCUUGGUAAGACAGACUACUGCAUCAGGUCAGGGGAUAUCGACGGUGGUCUCACGGCUGCCCAACAAGCUCUGGAUAUUUCUGUGCAGUCCAAAUUUGUAAGAGAGACAACAGGAGCAAUAGAACGAAUAAAUCUACUAAGGGAGCUUGAUGACCUCAGACGACGACCACCAGAAUUGCCUGACCGCCUGUAGACACUAUUCAUCCCAUAAUGUGGGGGUGAAGUUCAAUCUGGAAGUAAAAGGACGAUCUCACUAUGACAUUCUUGUGUGGAAUACCUGUGGUAUCCCACCGUAUUGUCAACGGCUCCUGUCCGUUAAUGCAAAUGAGUUUGUAUCCCAUACAUGUACCCUUUGGGUACCUAGUUUUAUUCACAGUAAUCGUGACAACAGUCGACUGAUCGGAGAAGUUUAUAACGUGCCACAACGAACGUUAUUGACAAGUCACUCGACAUUGGCGAGCUUUAGUCAAGCCUCGGCGGCAACGGCAACAGAAAAGUCACUAACAAAAACGGAGUGGCAAUGCGCAAGCGUAAUAAAUAUUGCCGAGUUAAUUUCUUUAGCCUUCCUAUGCAACGCGAACUCAUCAAAUUCCUUGUAUUUCAGUAAAGAACGUGGACCACAAUAUCCACGAAAGCCAGGACAUUUUUUAAACUGACCGUCUUUCAUGUGGACUGAGACCAACAGAUGCACCGAAGAUUUGCAGCUGAUUGUCAUCAGAUUCCUAAGCAAAAUUUAAAAAAAGGUUUUAGUCUACAUUAGCCUUGGUGUUGCCGUCGUGAUAGCUAGAGGUCGCUAAUGUUCGGUAGCCGACUUUCUAUAGACAUUUGUUUCUCAUUUUCCAUGGUUUUGAAACUAAAUGCUGCCUUUCUAAUAAAUGAAUAGAAUGAAGAAGGAGGCGUGGCCGAGUGGUUUAGGGAGCUGGGUUUGAAAUCUGGAGGUUCCUGAUUCAAAUCGUUCUCCCUACCGCUAUCUUGAUUUGUUCUCGGUAGUCCCGAGUUCAACUCCUCGACCGCGUUGUGAAAAUUUCCAACUGGUCAGCCUCCUACCAGUUAGGAUUCUUAAUAGUUGUUGUUCCAUUGGCAAUAUUUGUUUACUUAUUUACCGUGUCCCCAAUUUGCAUAAUGUUUCUGAAAAAACCCAACAACAGGGAAGCAAAGACAAUUGUAAAAUAAUGACAACAGAAAAGGCUAUAGUCUGUUUUGCAAGAAAUGCAAAUAUUAUUUAUCUUUAUUUAUUUUAUUUAUGGUAUUAAUAUAUUAGUUUGGACCACUCUAUAUGAUACUAAUUUUAAACUGAUGUAUUUAUUUCAAUCACCAUAAAAAAGUUCGGACGUGUACAAAAUAUUCUUAAUAUAAUUUAAUAUUCUUUGGAGUGACACUGAUUUUCCUGCACUGUCAUAAUUAAACUUAUUUCAUUGUUCAAACCGGUGCAGUUUUGUUUUCUCAUUCCAACUUACCGUUUUUUGAUCGCCAGGAAAAGAACUACCCGCUUUUUGGUUCCAAAAGAUACAACGCAGUUUCCAUGAAUCAUCAGUCUUGAAACGAAUCGCCGUAAAUUACUAUGAGUAAUUCGAAAAAGAAAAAAGUUCUUACGUUAAGGUUAAUACCUGUACGAGGUUAUAGCGGAGCUCCGGCGGCCCGAAGGGUCACUAAGCGGAGCCCCAUGAAAAGGAAACCCAAGAAUAGGUUUUCUCAUAGUUAUCAUGGCUAGCGGUAUUGGUGGUGGGCGAGUGCGCACGACGACGGCGGCGACGAUGGAGUCGCGCAAGAUGGCCGCCAUAUUCCAGGUCAUAGGUUCAUAGCUUAAUUAAUAACACAAACAGCGGUGAUAAGCAUUUUAAAAACAUGCAUUUUGUGAACUUGACCUUUCGUAUGCUAGUCAACAUACAUUUUCCCAAUCUUUUUUUAAAAGCUAUUUAUACUGUAUUAAAUCUCCCAAUGUAAAAAUCAUUGCAGUCCCAGCAACUAGCUUUAUAAAUGACUUUGGAUAAUUGUGAUCAGUUGCGACGGUCCUUGUAUGGAAAAAAGGAUUUGAUGCGCCGGGUGUUUUGAAAAAUAACUUUGACAUUUACAAAGAAGUAGAAACAAUUAACACAAGAUUUCAGACGCUUGGUAAUAUAAUUGUUAUGGAGACCUAUAUAAGGUAAUAAAACAAUAACAUCUUUUUGGGGGACUGUC
Orbicella faveolata is the source of this 2919-nucleotide messenger RNA. RefSeq lists its product as uncharacterized. NCBI's taxonomy places the organism in Eukaryota, Metazoa, Cnidaria, Anthozoa, Scleractinia, Merulinidae. The record is from RefSeq and is a predicted model, not a curated record.